GUUUCGAUGAUGAGCAGCAUGGCCAGCGUGGGGAGGCCCAAAGCAGUGUCUCAUUGUGUCGUUGGGAAGGAGAGGACAUGGUCUCGUGACAACGACAGGCUGAAAACAGUGUCUCCUUGCAUCAAAGGAAAACCCAGAGCUGUCUCUCCAGGCAUGAUAGGGGAGCAGAGGGCAGUGCCUCCUUGGAGGCCAGAGUCGAUGUCUUCAGGUGUGAUAGGAAGAGAUAGGGCAUGGUCCCUUGGUGUGCUCCAGACCACCAGCGGCUACAGCAGUGUGACCCCAUGCCAGACCACUACUAAGAAUCUCCGAGUGACGGACAUCUUGGACUCCAAACCAGAGCCAACCAAGGCCCCUGUCAAGAUCCGGCCCCCCAGCCCACGUCCCCCACCCCCCAAGGAGCCCAUUUUCAGUCGCAACCUGUCCAGUGACCCUCCCGUCCAGCCCAUCAUAAGACGUAGGGCCCAGUCUUUGCCCUCGGUCCACGAGAGAAUUAGAGACCGCCAGGUACGCUUCGUGGACUCCUUGGGGCUGGAGCUGGAGGAAGUCAAGGUGUUCAGCAACGGAGAGGAGCCUCGGAUUCCCGCCCACGUCUUCUCCAGACUUCUCAUGAGCGCUGAGAUGAACUCAGGGCGGUCCCUGGAGCUUUCCUUGCCUUAUUUCAAACCUUGUUUUCCCGAAAACAAGGGCUCCCAGCCGGGAUUCGUUAAGCGUCUGGUGGAGCAGGUGGUCUCUCUGGACCAGGUCUUGUGUUCUGAGCUGGGCAUCAUCGGCAAGGUGCAGGUCCUCAACCUGGCCUUCAACAAGGAGGUGACGAUCCACUACUCCUUCACCAACUGGAGGAGCAGUGCUGAGACCAGAGCCUGCUGGGUGGCUACCCUCCACAGGGAUCAGAUGGAGGGACCAGAGUCGGAUGUUUUCCGGUUCCGUCUGCCCGUCCCGCCAUUCAUCCUGCUGCCUGGAGCCCAGCUGGAGUUCGCUGUGUGUUACAGAGUGACGGGAGCUGAGUACUGGGACAACAACGAUGGGAACAACUACAAACUGUCCUGUCACAGCUACACGCUCACUGUGCCCCGGGAAUGUGAGAACAGCAUGGUGCACUACACCUGACUGGCCACUAGGGGGAGGCAACCAGAGCUGUAGAGCGAUGGGGAGGUCAAUGGGGAGGAAGACAACACAGCGGCGCCAAAUGGUUUGACGGUACACAGAUCUGCCUGUAGGAAUAGAAGAGGAAAUGAAACAAGCCAUUCUCCUUAUUAAAAAAUAGUAUUAAAGGUAUUUAAAGACAUUGGUGAAUAAAAAAAUAGAGUAAAAGUAAUUGAAGGGAAAGCUGAUAAAGACAUACCCAAGACGACUCAAAGCUGAUAAAGACAUACCCAAGACGACUCAAAGCUGAUACAGACAUACCCAAGACGACUCAAAGCGGAUACAGACAUACCCAAGACGACUCAAAGCUGAUUCAGACAUACCCAAGACGACUCAAAGCUGAUUCAGACAUACCCAAGACGACUCAAAGCUGAUUCAGACAUACCCAAGACGACUCAAAGCUGAUACAGACAUACCCAAGACGACUCAAAGCGGAUACAGACAUACCCAAGACGACUCAAAGCUGAUAAAGACAUACCCAAGACGACUCAAAGCUGAUAAAGACAUACCCAAGACGACUCAAAGCUGAUACAGACAUACCCAAGACGACUCAAAGCUGAUAAAGACAUACCCAAGACGACUCAAAGCUGAUAAAGACAUACCCAAGACGACUCAAAGCUGAUAAAGACAUACCCAAGACGACUCAAAGCUGAUAAAGACAUACCCAAGACGACUCAAAGCUGAUAAAGACAUACCCAAGACGACUCAAAGCUGAUAAAGACAUACCCAAGACGACUCAAAGCUGAUAAAGACAUACCCAAGACGACUCAAAGCUGAUAAAGACAUACCCAGGACGACUCAAAGCUGAUUCAGACAUACCCAAGAUGACUCAAAGCUGAUUCAGACAUACCCAAGACGACUCAAAGCUGAUACAGACAUACCCCAGACGACUCAAAGCUGUAAUCGCCAACAAAAGCAUAUUACAAAUUAUAAACUGGGUGGUUCGAGCCCUGAAUGCUGAUUGGCUGACCGCCGUGGAAUAUCAGACUGUAUACCAUGGGUAUGACAAAACAGACAUUUUUACUGCUCUAUUUAUGUUGGUAAACAGUUUAUAAUAACGAUAAGGCACCUCGAGGGUGUGUGACAUAUGGUUAAUAUAACACGGUUAAAGGGUGUGUGACAUAUGGCCAAUAUAACACGGCUAAAGGGUGUGUGACAUACGGCCAAUAUAACACGGCUAAAGGGUGUGUGACAUACGGCCAAUAUAACACGGUUAAAGGGUGUGUGACAUACGGCCAAUAUAACACGGCUAAAGGGUGUGUGACAUACGGCCAAUAUAACACGGCUAAAGGGUGUGUGACAUACGGCCAAUAUAACACGGUUAAAGGGUGUGUGACAUACGGCCAAUAUAACACGGUUAAAGGGUGUGUGACAUACGGCCAAUAUAACACGGCUAAAGGGUGUGUGACAUACGGCCAAUAUAACACGGCUAAAGGGUGUGUGACAUACGGCCAAUAUAACACGGCUAAAGGGUGUGUGACAUACGGCCAAUAUAACACGGCUAAAGGGUGUGUGACAUAUGGUUAAUAUAACACGGUUAAAGGGUGUGUGACAUACGGCCAAUAUAACACGGCUAAAGGGUGUGUGACAUACGGCCAAUAUAACACGGCUAAAGGGUGUGUCCGGGUUGUGUUGUGCCUAAGAACAGCACUAAGCCGUGGUAUAUUAGCCAUAUACCACACCCCUUCAGGCCUUAUUGCUUAAGUAUCCUACAAAGUAUUGACUCAGGGGUAUGAAUACUUACGUAAAUUAGCUAUUUAUGUAUUACAUUUUUUUUGUAAAUUUGCCACAAUUUCUAAAAACAUUUUUCACUUUGUCAUUAUGCGGUAUAGAUGGGUGAGAGAAAAUAAAUAUCUUGAAUCCAUUUUGAAUUCAGGCUGUAACAAAACGUGUAUUAAGUCAAGGGGUAUGAAUACUUUCUGAAGGCACUAUGUGGUGCUUAUGAAGCUUUAUGUCAGCUAUAAGAAGCCUUUAUGCAUGCUAUGUGAAGGCUUCAUAAGGUGUACUUCCAGUUUUUUCAUUUGACACGUUUCUAUAGUAGAUUUAAUGUCACUGCACUCGCUACAGCCGAUAAGAUUUGGGUGUCCAUAUUUAUUAAUAAACAUUUAUAUAUUCUGUUAAUAUUCAGUUUGACAUAUUCUGAUUAUAUUACAUUAUACCAUGACAUUGUUGAAUACUGCUUUCUGAUUGGCUUGAAGGGCAUUCAUUAUUUCCCUAUAACGCAUGGUAUAUUUGCACGGUAGAAAUCAAUGGCUAUAGUUCAUUCUUACAUGUUAUGUGUUUCAGCUGCUUUUGAAAGCUAAAGUUGAAUUGGAAAACAUUGUUGGAUUAGAUUUUCAUAAUGGCAAGCUAGGGACUGAUGGUUUGGUUCGCUAAACUUGCAAGUCAUUUUGUACGGUUACCAAAUACGCAGUACAUUUUUAGCGACAAAUGUGUUAAAUUAUAGCCAUGGUGUGAAAGGAAUAAUCAACUCUGGGCUCUAUUCACCUGUAACGUCGGCCAUUCAGUGAUUUCAUUUCACUUCUGCCGUGUGGAACUCUCUCUCUGUCUGACGAGAGAUAUAUAUAUACACCUUUCAGCUCUGAUGUUCCCCCUGGAACUCUGU
Molecule: messenger RNA, 3748 nt
Organism: Salvelinus fontinalis (brook trout)
Lineage: Eukaryota; Metazoa; Chordata; Actinopteri; Salmoniformes; Salmonidae
Product: protein phosphatase 1 regulatory subunit 3D-like
Exons: 1
Coding region: 7-1107 (366 amino acids)
Biological process (GO): regulation of glycogen biosynthetic process
Cellular component (GO): protein phosphatase type 1 complex
Molecular function (GO): glycogen binding; protein phosphatase 1 binding
Source: RefSeq, a predicted model, not a curated record